This is a messenger RNA of Morone saxatilis (striped sea-bass), 1496 nucleotides long. It is a transcript of the gene tomm40, whose product is annotated as translocase of outer mitochondrial membrane 40 homolog (yeast). Gene Ontology annotation, cellular component: mitochondrial outer membrane; mitochondrial outer membrane translocase complex. The record is from RefSeq and is a predicted model, not a curated record. The transcript is spliced from 9 exons. Gene Ontology annotation, biological process: protein import into mitochondrial matrix. The coding region runs from base 106 to 1128 and encodes 340 amino acids. Gene Ontology annotation, molecular function: transmembrane protein transporter activity. Lineage: Eukaryota; Metazoa; Chordata; Actinopteri; Moronidae.
GGGCGGGCACUUGUCAAACUACAGUCGCGGACGUUGUCGUGAACUUUACCGGUGUUGAAUUACCCCCCCGGACCCAAACCGUCAGCUCUGUUACAGUGUCAGAGUAUGGGCAGUGUGUUGGCUGCCGCCUCCCCCAGUCCUGCCCCAGCUGCAGCUGGAGGUGGCCAAGGGGUCCCAGGGCUGGUGUCGGUCCCUCCAGGGUUCUCUAUGCCCUCAGUAUCUUCCGUCCCUCCAACAUCUGGCCAGGAGACAGCAGAUUCAGAUUCCGCUCUACCGAACCCAGGCACAUAUGAGGAGUGCCACCGCAAAUGUAAAGAGGUGUUCCCUCUGCAGAUGGAAGGGGUGCGGUUAGUGGUCAACAAGGGCCUGAGUAACCACUUCCAGGUCUGCCAUACUGUUACCCUCAGUACCCUGGCUGAUUCUGGUUAUCGAUUUGGUUCCACCUACGUAGGCAGUAAGCAGACAGGACCAGCAGAGUCAUUUCCAGUCAUGGUUGGAGAUAUGGACAAUACUGGCAGUCUGAACGCCCAGAUCAUCCACCAGCUCACAACUGCUGUGCGCUCAAAAAUAGCCAUCCAGACUCAGCAGCACAAGUUUGUGAAUUGGCAAUGUGACAUGGAGUAUCGUGGUGAAGACUUCACCUCUGCCGUGACGCUCGGAAAUCCAGAUGUUCUUGUUGGAUCUGGCAUUUUGGUGGCCCACUAUCUCCAGUCUAUCACACCAGGAUUGGCUCUGGGUGGUGAGCUAGUGUACCACAGGAGACCAGGGGAAGAAGGAGCUGUCACCUCCCUCUUGGGCAGGUAUACAGGUGACAACUACGUAGCUACACUGACUUUAGGAGGAGCAGGAGCUCAUGCUACAUACUAUCACAAAGCCAAUGAUCAGCUGCAGAUAGGAGUUGAAUUUGAGGCCAGCACAAGGAUGCAAGAUACCACAACAUCCUUCGGUUACCAGUUGGACCUUCCCAAAGCUAACUUGCUCUUUAAAGGUACCGUUGAUAGUAAUUGGGUGGUUGGGGCGACCCUUGAAAAGAAACUGCUGCCGCUGCCUCUCACACUGGCCUUAGGGGCUUUCCUCAACCAUCGCAAGAACAAGUUCCAGUGUGGCUUUGGUGUCACCAUUGGCUAGAGGUUCGGGGGCUGCCUGGAGUCAGCUCGCAAGCCACAGCUUGGACCGGCACAGAGACACACAGGAACCUGGACUAAGUUUUAGAAAUUUGAUUCAGAGACUCUCUUUCGACUGUGAUUUCUGGGACAGACAGAGAGACAAAGACAACUACUAAGGAGCCAGGACUGGCCAAGCCAUGCCUACAUUCUGUAGCACAAAUGUCUUUCCUUUAUGGCGUAUUGGAUAUAUACCCAGAGGCUAGAGAGAUGUAUGUCAGAGGGCAUCAGUGAUGCAUGAGAACAUGUGAUGUGAAAAUCAAAGUGGUUAGAAAUAAUAUAUGGUGAUCAUGAAUCGAUGGAGUGAAAUAAAUGUGAUUACUUUUUGUAAAA